AUGGGGGCCCAGCAGGGAGGGGGGGACUCCUCUUCGGGUCCUGACCUCUUGAGCUCUCUCAAGCCGUGCGCCUUGCCAAAGGAUAUGCCACUGCCAGUGAGCAGCAGAAAGGCAGCAGCAGCAGCUGCUGCGGAGAACAAUGAUGAUGAUGACACCGGGGGCUUCGACUGGAAGGGCCUCGCGCGGCCUUCGCAGAAGCAGCGGAGGCAGCAGCCACAAAGGAAUGCCUCAGACGCUGUUGCUGCAGCCUCUCAGCGUAUAGCUGUCAUCACGGGGACUGAAGGAUCCCAUGGCGGAGCAGCAGCAACAGCAGCAGCAGCAGCACAACAGCAACACUCCAGUCAUGCGCCUGAGCCCGAGCGCCCAGGUCCGCAAGACGGAACAGACGCCUUAGGACGUAGGGUGUGGGAUAAGGAAUACUACGAGGAGAAGGCGAAGGAGAAGGCCUCGUUGCUGGGCGUUGAUUCUUUUCUUGACUUGCUGCCAAAGCCGCGAGAGAAACCCAAGCCGCCCCCGUUGCCGCCGUGCGGCUACAGGCAACUGCUGCAGCGGCGCACGUUUAAACUCGACUUUGAAAGAGAAGUUGGACGCACCAAGAUUGUCACGCUCCAGACACCCAGGAUGCAGCAGGGAGGGUUCUGGUGCGACAUAUGCGAGUGCUUGUGCAAGGACUCGCAGGCCUAUUUGGAUCAUAUUAACGGGCGUAACCACAACCGUCUGCUUGGAAUGAGUAUGCGCGUAGAGCGGGUGCCCUUGGCACAGGUUAAGGCUAAAUUGCAGGCAGCGCGGCAGAUUGUCGGGGUUGGGGGGGAGUCGCUAAACCCAAAGACGAAGGCGGAAGCGCCUGUGAAGCAGCAGCCGCAGCAAAGCCAGGGAGGGGGCUCAGGGGCCCUGGUGGGCGGCGCUGGCGCCGAAGGGGAGGCCCCAGAGGCAGAAGAUGAAUUUGAAAGAGUCAAAAGACGUUUAGAGGAACUCCAAAGGGAGCAAGAGCUGAAAAAGCAGCGUAAGAAGGCAAAGAAGAAAGCUGCUGCUGCUGGGGGAGGCGGAACAACUAAAGCAGCAACAACAGGAGCAGCAGCAGGCAGCGGAGGAUUGGAAGCCAAUCCUGAUGCUGCUGCUCUCGCAGCCAUGGGGCUGCCGACUUCCUUUACUGGGUGCUGA
Eimeria mitis is the source of this 1161-nucleotide messenger RNA. RefSeq lists its product as uncharacterized. The record is from RefSeq and is a predicted model, not a curated record. Gene Ontology annotation, cellular component: U4/U6 x U5 tri-snRNP complex; spliceosomal complex. Gene Ontology annotation, biological process: mRNA splicing, via spliceosome. The coding region runs from base 1 to 1161 and encodes 386 amino acids. Lineage: Eukaryota; Apicomplexa; Conoidasida; Eucoccidiorida; Eimeriidae. The transcript is spliced from 4 exons. Gene Ontology annotation, molecular function: zinc ion binding; nucleic acid binding.